Eruca vesicaria subsp. sativa (arugula) is the source of this 1724-nucleotide messenger RNA. The record is from the annotation of a GenBank genome assembly. NCBI's taxonomy places the organism in Eukaryota, Viridiplantae, Streptophyta, Magnoliopsida, Brassicales, Brassicaceae.
GUCUUAACCACACACAAAGCUUUUCAUUGUUCACCUCUUCCUCCAUCUCCACAAUCUUUAUCACACGGUUUUUUUAAAGAAGAUGAAUAUCUUUGACAACUCUGACCUUGAAUACCUCGUUGAUGACUUUCACGGCUUCUCUGAUUCCGAAGACGAUGAAACCUUUGGAGAGUUUGAUCACAAGAGUGAAGCUGAGUCUGAUUUCGAGGAUGAUCUUGACCCGACUCAGGAGAGUGAGUCAAAGACUGAUACGUCAGCGUUAGAAGCUAGGAACGGGAAAGACAUCCAAGGCAUCCCUUGGGAGAAGCUUAAUUACAGUAGAGAUCAAUACCGUCACAAGAGAUUGCAACAGUAUAAGAACUUUGAGAGUCUCUUUAGGUCCAGAGAAGAUCUUCACAAGGAAUGCUUGCAAGUAGAGAAAGGGAAGCAGUUUUAUGACUUUCAGUUCAACACGAGGCUUGUCAAGUCCACUAUUGCACAUUUUCAGCUGAGAAACUUGCUGUGGGCGACAUCAAAGCACGAUGUGUAUUUCAUGAAAAACUACUCCCUCAUGCACUGGUCAUCUUUGCUUCAAAGAAGCAAAGAAGUACUUAACGUAGCAAAGCCUAUUGUUCCUACGAUGAAGCAGCAAGGAAUGUUGUCGCAGUCUAUAUCAAGAGUCCAGAUAAGCACCAUGGCGGUGAAAGACGAUUUGAUAGUUGCGGGAGGGUUCCAAGGGGAACUUAUCUGUAAGAGAAUCAACGAGCCUGGAGUUGCAUUCUGUACUGUUCUAACAUCAGUUGAAAACGACAUCACAAACUCUGUUGAUAUAUACAACGCACCAAGUGGCUCAUUAAGGGUAAUAACAGCGAACAAUGACUGCACCGUCCGUGUACUCGACGCUACAAACUUCACCUUCCUCAACAGUUUCGCAUUUGACUGGUCGGUAAAUAACGUCACGGUGAGUCCAGACGGGAAGCUAGUAGCUGUCUUAGGAGACAGUCCCGAGUGUUUACUAGCCGAUGCUGGAUCAGGUAAAGUCAUACACACUCUCCAAGGCCAUCUUGACUACUCGUUUUCAUCAGCAUGGCAUCCAAACGGUCAGAUCCUAGCCACGGGGAACCAAGACACAACAUGCAGACUAUGGGACGUUAGGAACCUGUCUAAGUCGCUUAAAGUGUUGAAAGGAAACAUGGGAGCUAUUAGAGCGUUGAGGUUUACUUGUGAUGGACGGUUCUUAGCCAUGGCUGAGCCAGCUGAUUUUGUACACGUGUUUGACACGGAAGCUGGUUAUAGUCAGUGUCAGGAGAUUGAUAUGUUUGGUGAGAUAGCUGGAAUCUCGUUUAGUCCUGACACGGAGGCCUUGUUUGUUGGAGUGGCUGAUCGUACGUAUGGUAGCUUGUUGGAGUUUAGUAGGAAGCGAAACCACUUGUAUUUGGAUUCCAUUUUCUGAUCUGGCUCUAGUGAUAUAACAUGCUAUACAUCCUUUGGAGCUAUAUAUGUGUGAUGUUAUGUUAUGGUGUUUGGAGGGGUUAUAAGUCGUUUGUUUUUGUUGGCUUUUGUACCUUUGUUACAACUUUAUGUAAGUUUGGAGAUGAUUAGUUCUAUGCAAAUGAAAGGUUAUUGCAAUUUUAUUGUUUCGGGUGUAUUGGGAAAUGGGUUGGUUAAUUGUAUUUUGAUUUUGCGGUUUGGUUAAGUUACUUUUCAAGGCCUGUAAUAUUAGGCUUUAGACCAGUAGCCCAUCA